AUUACGCCAAAGCUCUUGGUUUUUGAUUUGUUAGUAAUGGAUAAAACGAACUACAUGAAUAAGCCUCUUAACAAAAGAUUGGGUUGUCUUCAUGAAUUUAUUAUGCGACCCUAUGAAAAAAUGCUGCGUAAACGUCCGGAACUUGCGCGAAUGCGACCAUUUAAAGAUGGGUUAAUUUUUACAUCAUUAAAAUCGGGUUAUUUGGCAGAGCAAAUAUUAAAAUGGAAACCACCAAAUGAAAAUUCCAUUGACCUUAAAUUAUGUUUCGAUUUUAACUGCCAUAACGAGAAUAAUAAACCGAGAUUUUGUCUUUAUAAAUGGAUGAAUGUUCAUAGAUAUUUUGAUGAUAUGUAUGUUACCGAUGAAGAUUGGAAACAUGAUUUUCAACAAUAUGAAGGACGUAUUGUUGAAGUAGUUUAUAGCCCUUCAAUGAAUCCACCAUGGAGAUUUAAAAGGUUUCGUUAUGAUCUACCACACGCAAAUCAUUAUACUAAAUACGAGCCCGUUCACACUAAUAUUGAGUUGAAACUGUCACUUCAGAAUUUGGAACAGCAGUCAAAUAUAUUAAAUAACAAUUUAGAUUCUCGGGAUCACUCUAGUAAAAAAGAGAGUGUAGGGUUAAUGAACUCAUUUCUUG
Molecule: messenger RNA, 637 nt
Organism: Funneliformis caledonium
Lineage: Eukaryota; Fungi; Glomeromycota; Glomeromycetes; Glomerales; Glomeraceae
Source: the annotation of a GenBank genome assembly